ACUUAUCGUCUUCUACAUGAUCGAAUAUCGAAUAGAUAAUAAUAGUUUUUACGCGAGAGGAAAUUAUGUAUGUUCGCAACUAUAAGUAUUGCGUUUUAGGUGCUUGGCCAUGGAUCGUUGCAUUAGGCUUUCAUAAUUACACACACCCGUGGAAGGAUCCGCAAUGGCAUUGCGGAGGUUCCCUGAUAUCGGCUAGGCAUGUUCUGACCGCAGCACAUUGUGCAAUACUUAAUAGUUUGUACGUGGUUCGAAUCGGGGACUUAAAUCUGAAACGAGAUGACGACGGAGCGCAUCCUAUUCAAAUGGGAUUCGAAUCUAAACUAAUUCAUCCUAAUUAUAUUGACGGACAACACCCCCAUGAUAUCGCUAUUCUUAAAUUGGAGAGAGAUGUACCAUUUUCGGAGUACAUACGUCCCAUUUGUCUCCCCCUAGAAGAGUCCCUUCGAAAUAACAACUUCGAGGGUUACCAUCCUUUCGUUGCCGGAUGGGGAAGAUUAGAAUUUGACGGACCAUAUAGUGAUGUAUUAAUGGAAGUACAAGUACCAGUGGUUAGGAAUGCCGAAUGCAAGACAGCAUAUUCCAAUUUUCGUAAUGCACCUAUCACUGAUGGCAUGAUAUGCGCCGGAUAUGCUCAGGGUGGAAAGGAUGCUUGUACGGGUGACAGCGGCGGACCACUGACAAUACCACGGCGAUUUACCUACUAUCAGAUAGGUAUUGUGUCCUUUGGUUAUAACUGCGCUAUACCUAUGUACCCUGGCGUUUAUACUAGGGUCACGCCCUACCUCGACAGCUUUAUUCUCCCAGCGUUGGAAUAAAACGAUUAUUAGUGUUGCAUAAGUAUCAUUUUUCGUGUACGAAAAAGGAAGUUGUAACUUUCUGUUUUGGAGAUAAUAAGCAGUUGAAACUUACAUUGUUUUGUACGUCAGGAAUGAUUGCCUUAAAAUGCACGAAAUGUAACUUUAAAGCGACAGUAAUUUUUUACACAUCCUACACUUGUACGAUUUAGAUAUAUAGAGAUAAUAAAGGAACAUUAAUUAAA
Molecule: messenger RNA, 1039 nt
Organism: Bombus terrestris (buff-tailed bumblebee)
Lineage: Eukaryota; Metazoa; Arthropoda; Insecta; Hymenoptera; Apidae
Product: venom protease-like
Exons: 4
Coding region: 66-815 (249 amino acids)
Biological process (GO): proteolysis
Molecular function (GO): serine-type endopeptidase activity
Source: RefSeq, a predicted model, not a curated record